UUUCCUGCUUCUACCUGUUGCCUACUCAUCUGGUUGUACUGUUACAGUACAGUAGAGCUAAUGCAUGGAUAACCGCUGGGCAGUAGGCUACCGUUACAGCUAGCGUACUAUUUUUUUGAGUAGCAGUGAUUAGUUGGCUAGUAGUUGACGAUAAGACAUGUCGGAUGGAUGGCAUUAAAAAGCAACAACGUUAGCUCGUCAACGAGUUAGCUUGGGUUUAAAGAUGCUUCAAGCACCAUAUGGGAGCCUGGACCGGGACAAGCCGCUCAUACGGCUGCCUUUCACGCACUUUGCCGUGGGUACGGUCUUGAUGGCGCUCACCGGCUUGAUAGCCAGUAUUGGCAUUUCUUUGAUGUAUCAUUUCGAGGAGUCUACCUACACUCACUGUCAAGUGCCGAACUACCUCCCCUCAAUCAGUGCGUCCAUCAGUUUGGUGCCUGAGAGGUAUAUCUGGCGGUUCUGCAUCGGUUUGCACUCGGCGCCACGGUUCCUGGUUGCGGUAGCCUACUUUACCUUCUACCGUGGGCGUUUUGCUAAGAGACAGCUGGAUCUGCUGUUCAGCGGACUGGCUCUGCUUGCUUCAUGGGCAGAGAAUGUAGGCCUUCUGAUGUUGACCUAUGUCUCCUCAACAGAAACUUACAGUGUGCACAAGUAUGGCUUCAUCGUGUUCAUCGCCAGCUCUUUCCUACACAUGCUCAUUACCUGCAGGCUUUGGCAGGUGGUUAAAAAGUACUCUCUGAACCCUGAGGAGAUGACGUCAUAUCGUUGGAAGCUCCGGUUGUUUGUGUUCAACGUGAUCUGCCUUCUUACCACCUUCUAUUUCUUCAGGCGACACAACAAGUAUUGCGAACCAGGAAUUUACACUUUCUUUGCGCUCUGUGAAUACCUGGUGGUCCUCUCGAACAUGGCGUUUCAUAUGACGGCAUUCUGGGACUUCGGGAACAAGGAAGUGAUGGUAGCCACACCCCCGGAAGACAAGCGUUUUUGAGGAGGAUGAGGGAGACUUCAUCAUUUACAACACUCCCAAUCCUGGGGACCGACCAGUGGUGGCCAACUGUGAAAGUGUGUGUGUGUUCGUUUGUAUGAAAGCAAAUGCCAUGAUUAUUUUAAUGCCUGUUUUAUGGCAGCAACAUUCAUGGGUUUUCAGUUCUGAAAUGGGAACCUGCGAUGGAUAUAGAGAGACUGCAGUGAGGCUGUGUGGAUUCUGCUCAUCGUCACUGGUGAUUACCUAACAGUCUUUGCUGGCAGUCGUUUUCCACAGUUCCCACCACACAUGCACACACACACACACACACACUCUCACACGUACACCGGUAAAGGCCUAGGAAGAUGACAUGGACAUGUCCAUGUCAUGUUUUUCUCAGGAAAUGAAAACCCCUUUAAUGGAGUGUUCUAGCAUGUGUUCAUCAGGUGUGACAGGUGCAUAUUUGUGAUGAUGUAUUUUAAAGUGUGCAUGGUGAGUGGUAGCAGUGACAGCAACACACUGGUCCUCACCACCUGGUCCUCACCACCUGGUCCUCACCACCUGGUCCUCACCACCUGGUCCUCACCACCUGGUCCUCACCACCUGGUCCUCACCACCUGGUCCUCACCACCUGGUCCUCACCACCUGGUCCUCACCACCUGGUCCUCACCACCUGAUAUCUUGAAUGGGGCCCCAAACUUUAAGGAUCCAGGUAUCAGGUGAUUUUAGUAAAAAAAAAAAAAAAAAAAUGGAUACUGGACCAGAAUAUUCAGAAGCUGCGGUUUUUUAGUUUGUUGUGAAAUUAUGAUUUCUAACAAGAAAGAAUCGUCGGUAGCCGAUGAAGAACUAAGAUGAUUACUCAAAGAAUUCAUAACAGAUGUUUUAGUAGUACAGGCCUGGAAUCGAAUCAAUCAUUCCAUCCUGUUUGUGAUACCAAAUAUUUGUGAUGUUGUCCAACAGGAAAUAACCUAUAACCUUGGCACACCAGGUGCUAAAACAGAACAAAAGAAUCCUAGUAUCACUCCGUCUGACGUGUAGUAUGAACAGCUGUCCAGUUUCAUAGCAAUUACUCAACCGUUAUUACAGUGAAGAAACAAUUGCUGCUCCAGUCAGUGUAGCACUGCCUAAAUAUGUGUCAUAGCUUUUAUAGAUUUAAUUAAAAUUUUAAAAGCAUACAAUGGGGUUGUUUCCGUUUCUCAAAACUGUCUUGGAUGAGAAAAUGAGCCGUAUC
Messenger RNA from Osmerus eperlanus (European smelt), 2195 nucleotides. RefSeq names its product post-GPI attachment to proteins 2 (gene pgap2). Gene Ontology annotation, biological process: GPI anchor biosynthetic process. Gene Ontology annotation, cellular component: endoplasmic reticulum membrane; Golgi membrane. The transcript has 6 exons. Bases 224 to 988 code for a protein of 254 amino acids. The record is from RefSeq and is a predicted model, not a curated record. NCBI's taxonomy places the organism in Eukaryota, Metazoa, Chordata, Actinopteri, Osmeriformes, Osmeridae.